ACUGUUGCCGGAUUGAACGUCGGUGCGACGCCCAUGGAUAUCCCAGGGCUCGUGCUGAGCGUUUUCGGGGUCGCAAGGGGCAUCCACAGCCUCAUAGACGAGCUCAAGUCCAAGAAGGAGAAGCUCCGCCAACUCCAAUGGAGAGUUAAAACACUGGUCGAAACCCUCCAACCGCUUAUCACCUCAGCGCCAGACUCAUCUUCUUCAUCGAGUCCAAUGAUAUCGGACCUCCUCUUCGACUCCUUAUCUCCCCAUGGAAUCUCAGAUAUGUUCUUGGAAUUGGCAGAGAUUCUGGGCAACAUCCGUGAAAGGAUAGCAUUGGUCAAGGAUAAGGACCGAUCCAAGUUUGGGAAGAUCAUGGAGUUUGUGAAUCCUUCCGUAUUAUUGGGAAGACUGGAAGACGAUGAAAAGAGGUUGUCAAGAUGGAUCGAGUUGUUCGCGUUGAGAAUCCAGAUACGCACUGUUGCUGGUCCCAGUCGACAGAACUCUCGCAUGGACCCGGAUGCGACCCUUGCUCCAACAGACGACAAAGGGGAGGGGCCGGCCAUUAAACGGGUUGGAACUAGCGAGGCUGGUGUAGCCGAAGCCUCUAGGUUCUGGGAGAUUUGCUUCGGAGAGUUAGACGCGGCAGAGCCGAACGAGUUCUUCGUUGCACUUAAGGGAUGGGUCAGAGAAAGCCUUGAUGAUUGUGACUGCGCGUCAAUGGCACUCACAAUCGACCCAGAAGGGCUGGGGAUCAUACCUCGAAGGAACCUCAUGCAAACACUUGGGUCGGGGAGUGUAGUGGGAUUCGCAAAGAAGAUAAAAUCCAAUCCCAGAGGAAACGCUUUCAGCAAUCUGGAUGGGAGCGAGCAGGGUGAACGACGACAACGCAAUCAAGAGGAAGAGCUGAAGCCAACCAUCGUCUGGGUGGAUGAUAGAGCCGAGAUGGUCGAGACCGAAACCGAGCAUGCUCGUUCGCUCGGAAUCCGAGUCAUCCUUCUGCCCUCGACUUUCGCCGCUAAAUUCUGGAUACGAGAAAACGAAGUCGGUGGGAGUCGCACCCACACAGCGGGACAGUCGUAUUGA
Molecule: messenger RNA, 1068 nt
Organism: Coprinopsis cinerea okayama7#130
Lineage: Eukaryota; Fungi; Basidiomycota; Agaricomycetes; Agaricales; Psathyrellaceae
Exons: 4
Coding region: 34-1068 (344 amino acids)
Biological process (GO): cell surface receptor signaling pathway
Source: RefSeq, a predicted model, not a curated record